Triticum dicoccoides is the source of this 867-nucleotide messenger RNA. Its product is annotated as probable NADPH:quinone oxidoreductase 2. The record is from RefSeq and is a predicted model, not a curated record. NCBI's taxonomy places the organism in Eukaryota, Viridiplantae, Streptophyta, Magnoliopsida, Poales, Poaceae. The coding region runs from base 84 to 698 and encodes 204 amino acids. The transcript is spliced from 3 exons. Gene Ontology annotation, molecular function: oxidoreductase activity; FMN binding. Gene Ontology annotation, cellular component: cytosol.
GUUUUCUUCAUUCAGUCAUUUUCAUACUCCAUCUGUUUGUGUGCUCCGGCUACCGCCCUCUGCAGCUCCAGACCGCAUCGCCCAUGGCAGCUCCGACGGCGCCGCCGCCGCCGAAGACCGUCCUGCGGGUGGCGGCGAUCUCCGGCUCGCUGCGCAGGGCGUCGGCCAACACCGGCCUCAUCCGCGCCGCCGCGGAGAUCUGCAGGGAGUCCAUCCCGGGCCUGCAGAUCGACCACGUCGACAUCUCGGAGCUGCCGCUGCUCAACACCGACCUCGAGGCCGGCGGCGGGUUCCCGCCGGCCGUCGAGGCGUUCCGCGACAAGGUCAGCUCGGCUGACUGCUUCCUCUUCGCCUCGCCCGAGUACAACUACUCCAUUUCAGGCCCUCUGAAGAACGCGCUGGACUGGGGAUCACGGCCGCCCAACUGCUGGGCCGACAGAGCCGCAGCGAUGCUGAGCGCGUCGGGCAGCACCGGCGGCAGCCGGUCGCAGUACCACAUCCGGCAGGUCGGGGUGUUUCUCGACAUCCACUUCAUCAACAAGCCGGAGGUCUUCACCAAGGCACACCUGCCCCCGAAAAAGUUCGACGUGGACGGCAACCUGAUCGAUUCAGAGACCAAGGAGCAGGUCAGGAACAUGCUCCUGUCGCUGCAAGAAUUCUCCCUCAGGCUCCAGGGCAAGUCCGAACAGGGGAACUGAUGCCUCCAUUUGUUUGUUGAGACGAAAUGGCAGUGCUCUGCUCAUUAGAUUGUCUGAGCAGAUCAUCACAAACUCCACCUUGAUGCUCCAUGACAUCUGGAAUAAUUCUUCAUCUGGGACUGAACAUUUCGGUGGCACAUUAAUGCAAAUCUAUUUUUACUUUCUUGCC